This is a messenger RNA of Exophiala spinifera, 1230 nucleotides long. RefSeq lists its product as uncharacterized. Bases 1 to 1230 code for a protein of 409 amino acids. The record is from RefSeq and is a predicted model, not a curated record. Gene Ontology annotation, molecular function: protein binding. The transcript has 2 exons. Lineage: Eukaryota; Fungi; Ascomycota; Eurotiomycetes; Chaetothyriales; Herpotrichiellaceae.
AUGGCUACUACGCGACUGCGCGCUCUGAUGGAAGCUUCUCGCUCCACACAACCCUCGCCCCCUCAGUCGCAGCCUCACCAACACGGUCAGUCGCACGGGGGCCCGCAAUCGCAAUCGCAAUCGCCAUCGCAGUCACAGCCUCGACCUCAAUCACAAUCGCAACCGCAACCACCUUCACAAUCCCAGUCGCAACAUCCACAACCACAGUCACAGUCGCAACAACAGUCUCAGACAAGCGCAACCACCAACCCUUCCACCGCCGACGUCCCGAAGAAAUCGGCUUCCGAUGGCCCUGACGUCAAACGUCUCCCAGAACAAGCCGAAGAGGAAGAGAUCCUGGAUGGGGAAGAAUUAGAAGAGGAAGAGGAGGAGGAAGAGUACGAGGAGGAAGAGGAAGAGGACGACGAGGACGAUUUUGAAAACUUCACCACCUCGGAGAUAGUCACCGUCUAUGUCGGUCACAAGCGCAAACGCUUCUUCCUUCACCGCGAACUCAUCUGCCAGCGAUCGCCGUUCAUGGAAAAAUGUCUCAAAAAGGACGCCUUUGACGAGGGCUACAAGAACGAACUCUACCUCCCCGAAGACGACCCGAAAGCCUUUUCGAUCGUCGUCGACUGGAUCUACCGAAACAAACUGCCGGCGCGCACAGAACCGGCCUUUGACCUGUGUGAUUUGUCGGCGUCGUACUGCAUGGCCGACAAGUUUGGCAUGGAAGAGCUGCAAAACAGCAUCAUGGACGUCGUCCGAGCCAGCUUCUCCCGACGCGAGGGCGAAGCAUUCAAACCCCCCAACUUUUCGGCUCUGGUGCUGACACACCAAUUCGGUCCGCCAAAGUCACCUCUCAAGCGCUUCUAUGUCGAACACCUCGUGCAUCAUAUGAUGAAGCAGCCAAAGUGGUAUCACGAGUUGAAGCGCAAUGAACCCAACCGGUCGGAUCUGGAAGAGAUAUACAAGAUCCCAGACCUGGUCUCGUACGUUUUCAAGAAGAUCUGGCAGUUUCAAGGUGAGCCGUGGAAAGAUCCCGCGACCUGGGACAAGUGUUGUUACCAUGUUCAUGCCACGACCGUGUGCCCGGCUAAAGUGGCCGUCGCGUCGAUGGCUCGGACCAAAGAGGGUCUGAGCCAGAGUGUGCGGUUGGGAAGUGGAUUACCGGGCAUCCAUCUCGGUCAGCCACAGAGAUCGUGGCCUCCCACUGCGAUGGGAGUAUGGAAUCCAGGUGUUGGUUGGUAG